AUGUUGCGGGCCAUCUCGAUAGUAGCAGCAGUUGCUGUUUGUAGUGUUAGUGCCGGAGGCGGUUACGGGUACAACUCGUACAGCAAACCCGUACUUCCACCUCUACCACCUCCACCGAUGCCCGAACCAAUCGCCGAACCCCCGCCACGCGUCUACAAUAAGCCAACCUACAAUCCAGUGCCGCUUCCGGCUCCCGAGCCCGUACCUGAGCCCGUUGCCGAACCUCCGCCACCUCCUCCUCCGACUUACAAUAAGCCUGUCUACUCUCCUCCUCCUCCACCGAUGCCGGAGCCUCUGCCAGAGCCCGUAGCGGCCCCUCCACCACCGCCUGUUGUCCCUAGUUACAACAAGCCAGCGUAUUCGGCGCCCCCGGUAGUCCCCGAGCCUCUUCCUGAGCCGGUGGCCGCUCAUCCACCUCCACCAAUGAACAGCUACAACAAGCCCGGCUAUAACAGCUACAGCGGAGGGCAUGGUCAUGGUAUGGGAGGAUUUGGAGGGCGCGGAGGACCGACGGUUAUUGAAGAACGGGUCGUUAGCUUUGGUCCCUCAUUUGGCGGUGGGGGCGGCAUGGGCGGCGGAAUGGGUAUGGGCGGCAUGAACGAUAUGGGCGGAAUGGGCGGGGGUUUUGGCGGCAACUACAACUCGCACGGAAAGUACGGUGGCGGGAAUAGCUAUGGCGGCGGUGGCAAUAGCUACAGCCGAGGCGGAGGAUACGGAAAA
This is a messenger RNA of Mesorhabditis spiculigera, 720 nucleotides long. The record is from the annotation of a GenBank genome assembly. NCBI's taxonomy places the organism in Eukaryota, Metazoa, Nematoda, Chromadorea, Rhabditida, Rhabditidae.